AUGGCGAAAAGCAAUAAUUAUAAGUAUCUAAAAUCUAAAGAAGAGCUGUUUGAAUGUUUAGACGAGUUUCCUUUUAUGGCCAUUCUAGGAUACAGAAAUAAACUUAACCCAACUAUUCCAAAAUGGCUAUGUGGUGGUACUUUGAUAACAGAAAAGCAUGUAUUGACGGCUGCUCAUUGUGCCUAUAACAGAAAUGAUUUGUAUUUGGUUAGAGUUGGGGAGCUAAUACUUUAUGAUGACAUGGACAGUGCUUCUCCUGAAGAUAUAUCCAUCUCGAAGAUAAAAAUGCAUGAAAGUUUCAGUCCUACUGAAUUUACCAAUGAUAUUGCAAUAAUAACAUUAUCAAAAAAACCUAAAAAUCCAUUGGUUUGGCCCGUUUGUCUACCAGUAGAAGAUCGAAUGAGAUCUAGUUCGUACAUUGGAGAAACUGGAGUCGUAGCAGGAUGGGGGUCUUUAUAUUUUGAUGGACCAAGAAGCUCAUCAUUGCAAGUAGCUGACAUGCCUAUAUUAAACGAAAACAGCUGCCAACGAGUAUUUGGUCAAAAUACAGUUAUUGAUAAUAGAAUAAUUUGUGCUGGCUGGCUUUCUGGAGCAAAAGAUACUUGUCAAGGGGACUCAGGUGGGCCUUUGAUGUUUGCCGUCAAAGAACAGAAACAUUAUUGGUACUAUCAAAUUGGUAUCAUAUCUUAUGGAUUUAGGUGUGCCGAAAUAGGCUAUCCUGGUGUAUUUACAAGAGUAACAAAUUAUUUAGAUUGGAUUCAAACUAACGUUGUGUGA
This is a messenger RNA of Diabrotica balteata, 777 nucleotides long. Lineage: Eukaryota; Metazoa; Arthropoda; Insecta; Coleoptera; Chrysomelidae. The record is from the annotation of a GenBank genome assembly.